Molecule: messenger RNA, 3067 nt
Organism: Cygnus atratus (black swan)
Lineage: Eukaryota; Metazoa; Chordata; Aves; Anseriformes; Anatidae
Product: probable G-protein coupled receptor 141
Exons: 1
Biological process (GO): G protein-coupled receptor signaling pathway
Cellular component (GO): membrane
Molecular function (GO): G protein-coupled receptor activity; oxysterol binding
Source: RefSeq, a predicted model, not a curated record
AAAGAGGUGCUUAGGAGGAUGCCUAGUAGCAGCUUGACCCAGCAGAACCACUCCUCCAACGAGACACUGCUGGACACCUCAGAGAGGUUCCACUCUGUUCUCAUAAUCCUGUACAGCAUUGACCUGGCUGGCGGCACCCUCGGGGUCAUCGUGAUGUCCCACCAGUUGUUUCGAAGGAAGUCACAAUCUGUGAUGACCAUUAUCAUCAUCAACCUCCUGGUGCUGCACACCUUCCUGCUACUCAGCAUCCCCUUUCGCCUCAGCUAUUACAUUUUACAGGAAUGGAAAUUUGGGACAUUCACCUGCAGGCUAGUGAGUGCCAUUAUAUACUUCCACAUGUACACCACCUUCACGUUUUACGUUGCUAUCAUCGUAAUACGUCUCUUCCGACUUGAGUUUAAGAAGUGCUACACUACAACGUGGGUGAUUGCUGUCUGGCUGCUGGGAGCACUCGUGAUUGCACCUGUUUUUCUCUCUUACUAUGGCACCUCUAAAACAUACCCGUCCUCCCAGUGCUUUCACUUCCAGCAGGAGAUACAAGAGAUACCCAUGGUGAUAGUAAACUACUGCUUGGUUGGAAUUUUGAUGGUUGUUUGUGCUGUGCUCACUGUCAUCCAGCUAUCUGUGAUCUACAGACUGGCUGUGAAAUACUGGCCUGACAUCAACUCCCAUGUGGAAUUCAGGGCUCAGGCAAAGAGUUUCUUCUUCAUCUUGGUAAUGUUAGUGUGCUUUAUGCCUCAUCAUGUAUUCAGAGUAUAUUACAUCCGAAAGUGCCACCUGGAUAAAGACCAUAAACUUCUCCCAUACAAUGAAAUUUUUUUAGCUUUAACAACAAUGUGUUGCUUGGACAUGUUGUGCUUCAUAGCAGGAAUAGCCCACUGAACUCUGAACUACAGGAAAUCCAGCCACUCUGUGUCAAUACUGGCUCUUGGCCGAAAUAAACUUGUGUCAGGACUUUGCUGUGCCAGGGAGACUGCUGAGUUUUCAGGAAGGCUAUAUAGGAUUGUCAUAGUCUUUGGCUUUUGCAGACUAGGAAGAUCCAUCUUUCCAAAACUACUGUUUUUUAUCUUCUCUCUUGAAGACAGACAUACGAGCCUUACUUUGGUCUUUGACCUAAAUGUCACGUCACGAAGCUUCAUUAAGAUUUUCCUCAGUCGUCCCGCUCCCUAACCAUUAGAGCACAAGUAUCCAUCCCUUCCUCUUUUUUCCGCAGACGGUCUCAAUAACUACAACCCACUGUGGCUAACAAGUUUUCACUGUGAAAGUCUAACAAUUUCUUCUGUCAGUUGUGAUACUGACGGGGAGGGGUAAGAAGGAAAUUCCUUUACAACCUUUUUGUACAAGUUAUUUUAGAUAACAAGGACAUAAACUACAUUAGAAAUGUAUUCAAGGCAUGAAACAGGGCAUGAGUGAAAUGUUUUAGUGGAAUAUUCUAGCAUAAGCUUCUUUUGUUCAUCUAUACAAAAUGUAUAUUAAAUUAAAUGAAAACAUUUAACAUUCUCGUAACUUCAACUUUACUUGAUUUAUUUCAAAAACACAAGCAGCUCCCUGAACUGAGGUAAUUACACCUUCAAAGUGAGUGAGAGCUGAGCAGGUCACAAAUUUCAAAACUUUUGUCUUAUAUCACUCUCCCACCGGGUCUGGAUCGGUGGCUGUUACCCCUUAAGUCCAUUGCAGCCAAAGAAAUCCAAGUUAUCGUUGUGCCCUGCCCAUAACUGGAGCUGGAAUUCAGGACUGAGGGGUCUGGUCCUUCAUGGAAGGAUCAGCUGCUCUCUAGGAGAGGGAAAUAUUUUAACAGCCUUCAAAAACCGUUUGAGCAGGAAAUGUCUUUGAUGUCUGGUCACUUUCAGUUGACUGUUGAUUUAUUAUCAGAUGCCAUAUUUUUUCCAUUUACAGAUGUAACAAAGCAAAACUAGAAUAAACUAACUGAAAUGUGUUUAAUCAGUUCAACAUAUGCUCGUGCAUGUGUAUAUAAACUUUUGCAUGAGUGUAUAUUUUUUCCAUUAGAUGGAUUAUAUUCUUUGUGAACUUGGAAAAUAGAAUGAAAUAACUGGGUCUUGCUCCCUCAGGAACCACAUCCGUUCUGGGAAUCUCCAUUUUCACUAUGUAAAAAUUAUUUUCACGCAUGCUGCUUGUUCUGCUCUGUAUAGAAGGUUUCCACCCUUCUGGCUAAGGCCUCACUGUAAUUCGCUGCAUCACAACAGCUUGAGGCCAGCUUUCUCCCAUUCCAAACUCCCAGGACUCACACAAGUGUAUACUUUCUCCUUCGUAACCCCAUGAGUUACCAAAAUUUGCAUAAUUUGUAGUCUGGCAAUCUUUGCUAUAGAAGUGCUAUGAUGCCCAGAUUCAGACAGGUCAAAAGGUGAUUUGGGAGGGUUGAAAAACUGCACCUAUCAAGGAAUGCUAGUGAUGCCUCAGAUUGAUGGCCUUUUUUUUGAACAAAAGAGCAUACACUGACUUUGCUAAUGCUGAACAAACAUUUUUGCCUUUAAUCAUUUCCAUAAAAACCUUUGUCCAAAAUUCCUAAUGGUUCCAGAAUUCUUUCUGCUGCUUUUAAAAAGUGAAAGUCCAGGGGACCACCAGCACUUCCUGAAGCCUUCCAAAUAUCCUGACCUUCCCCUGGUGUUACCAGGUCCGCUCCUGCUCUUACAAUACAGUCUUUUCAGUCCAUGAUUUUCAAAGACAGAAGUUACAGGUACAGUAAAAUACAAUAAAACACAGAUACAACGCAAAAGGCCAGAUUCUAAAAAAGGUAAAUAGUUCCCAAAACAGCAGCUUUUUGAUAUUCUUCUCCGGGCAGUAUGCUGCAUAUGUACCUGAUAAGAGAGCCAGGGACUCUCAAGGUGAAAAGCUUAAACAAAGCUUUGGCCCUUCAGAAGAAAUUGGAGGAAAACAAGGCAAGAGGCAGGGCCCGCAAAGAAGCUAUUUGUAUCUCUGCCACCAGAAAGAGUUUCUUUAAGUUGAAUCUACCAAAGUCUUUAGAAAAUCUGGCAAAGCCCUAAGUGAGGCAACAAUUACGUUGCUCCCACUUCUGAUUACUGACUCCUGUAGCUAAAUAAAAUAUAUU